AUGGCCCAAUCAUCAGAACUACCUGUAGACCCUGAACCGCCGGCCAACGCUCUCGUGCGGAAUCAUCAGUCGCCACCUCCAACCGAAGUUCUCGAGCUUCAGGAGAUUCAAACACGAGAGGACGAUGAGCAAUUGAAUUACUCCUCGGCGUCCGCCUCCUCUGGCGAGGAAUAUCGGGUGACCACACGAACAGCCUCGCGAUCGAGUGUGCGUCGCCCGCGCCCCGAGCGCAAAGGUGCCUGGAAGAAAGUUUGCAGUUUCUGGACUCAUAAUGUCACCAUGACGGUGCCUCAGAAGAGCAAUCGCGACCACCUAGCCCUCGAAAGAACAUUCCUCGCAUACAUCCGCACAUCGGUUGUCAUUGCUAUGCAAGGGGUUCUAAUCGCACAAUUAUUCCGCCUUCAACGACCAACCACGCCCCAAGAUCGCCUAAGAUUCUAUGAGGUUGGUAUCCCACUCUCCGUGGCCUGUCACUGCGUGGCAAUUAUAGUGGCCUUGAUCGGGGCGUAUCGAUUCUGGAGGCAGCAAAGUGCUAUUUCUCUAGGGAAAGUUCACGCUGGAGGAUGGGAGCUUAAUUGGGUGGGAAUUUUACUCGGCUUGUUGAUUUUGGUGACUCUCAUACUAUCUGUUGCGAUUCUCAUCGAGAUUGAUCUACACCCGUCAACGCUGAUCCAACGAGUUUUCUGA
Molecule: messenger RNA, 687 nt
Organism: Penicillium cataractarum
Lineage: Eukaryota; Fungi; Ascomycota; Eurotiomycetes; Eurotiales; Aspergillaceae
Product: DUF202 domain-containing protein
Exons: 3
Coding region: 1-687 (228 amino acids)
Source: RefSeq, a predicted model, not a curated record